Molecule: messenger RNA, 858 nt
Organism: Paramecium sonneborni
Lineage: Eukaryota; Ciliophora; Oligohymenophorea; Peniculida; Parameciidae
Source: the annotation of a GenBank genome assembly
AUUUAUUACAGUUAAAGAAUGAACCUUAGUUAUGAUUUAGCAACAGUCACAAAUCCAGUAGAUGAUGUACCUCCAUUAGGAUUAUCAAUUUGUCAAUAAGUUUAUCUAGAAUUGGCAAUGUUAGGACUUAUAGUAAUUCCAUGGAUAAGUUUUAAAUUUUAAUAAUGAAAUAGCUUUAUCUAUUACAACAUCAGCUCUACUAUGUUUAUUAACUUAUAUGAUGUUAAUAAUUUUAGUGAUAUAUUUUUAUAUUUUUUUUAUGGCUUAAGGAAAAAGAGUCUUGGAAUUUUAUAUAGCAGGUAUAAUAAAUAAAAUAAUGAGGGUGAAUUCAUCUUCAAAAAGGAAAACAUAUAACUUUUGAUAUUGUCUACAAUAAUCACUUUUAUAACCUUCUUUACUCUUACUAUUCUAUUUCUGUCAACCUAAAAUACUUAAUUAUAUAAAUCCUAUUUUGAUGAAUCAAAUACCUCUUAUAUGAUAUUAUUUAUGACAUUAUUUGUCUUUGGUAUAGGAAUAUUGGAGGAAUAUUUUUGGAGAAGUAAAUAAUCAUUUAAAAUAUGUAGAUUUUAUGAUUAAAACACUUCCAUCAGGAUGGAUUACAGCAUUAUUUGUUGGUUUACAUUUUGCAUUACUUGUAAUGAUGAUAACUAGUUCUAUUGUAGAAUGGCAAUAUUGUAUUUUAUUAGGAGUAUUAUCAAUUAUUUGGCAUAUGAUAAUGGUUUAUGCAAGAAAAGUAAAUUUAUAAUCAAUUAAAUUAAGUUAUUUAAAUUUUCAUCUGUCUUAGUGUAUGGAAUUGCUGCAAGAUUUGGCAUCUACGCUGCAUUUUAUAUAUUAUUUUUGAACAUUAAAUUAGGUUGA